This is a messenger RNA of Porites evermanni, 8125 nucleotides long. The record is from the annotation of a GenBank genome assembly. NCBI's taxonomy places the organism in Eukaryota, Metazoa, Cnidaria, Anthozoa, Scleractinia, Poritidae.
AUGUUUCACAGACGUUCCGCAAGUGUUGGUGAGCUGCACGGAGGUCACGGCGCCCGGGAAGUUAGCGAAGACGAGGAUGCGAACUUGGAGAGGUCUAAGAGCUCCAGGCAACUAACGAAAAAAAAGAGCUUCAGAUUUGGCUCGAGGGAUUUUGUUGGAGGCAAAAAAUUAGUGAGGAGGCCGUCGAUGAAAUCUGUUACGAAUAUGGUUCACAAACUUGUCAUGAGAGUAUCUGCUGUGCAGUUUCCUUCGAACGCGGCUUACUCGACAACUUCGAUUGGUAAAAUAGACGAGAACGCUUCAUACAAGAAGAAAAAUUUCGAUGCAGCUGAACAAACUCCUUCGAACAUUCAAAGAAGUAGAUCGGUUGAGGCAAUCAACGUUUCUGGAUUGAAAAACCAUGGCAAUACUUGUUUUAUGAACUCGAUUAUUCAAUGUCUCGCUCAUACUGAUUUGUUAGCCGAGUACUUCGUAAUGGACCAAUACAAACAGGACUUAAAACUUCGGAAGGGGCAGACCAAGAAGUUUGGAACUCGCGGUGAAGUAACGGAGAAGUUAGCUGUGUUGCUCAAGAGUUUGUGGUCAAGUCAGUACAAUUCACAGAUUAGCAGCGAUUUCAAAAUGAUCGUAGGAAAAUAUGGGGCUCAGUAUAGAGGCUACUCGCAACAUGACGCCCAAGAAUUUUUGCUUUGGCUUUUGGACAAAGUACAUGAAGAUCUGAAUCGAGCAACCAAGCGAAAAUACAAGGCGAACAAGGUAUUUUUAAAGGAUAUGAAAAAAGAGACAAAAAAAUACAUUUUCUAUUUUUGACACUUUGCAGUGUUGAUCAAAUUACCUGCUCGAAUGUCAUGCAAUUUAAUGCGAAUUUUGAUUUCACCUCGUUCACGAUUAAAAGCAAAACAAGUCCUGUUUUUGUUUUCUUCAGGUCAGUGUUUUGACAAUUUGCAUCAAAUUCGUUUAUCUGUGGUUCCCUUGAGAUAAAAACCUUCUUGUUUUGACCUUUUGUUGUGGUUUUGAUUAAUAACCAGACACGUACGAGUUUCGAAAAAUAUUUUUUCGCGUGUUCUAACCGUAUUUGCUCUUUGAUUGAUCCCGUCGCAUUUCAUAAACCAAACGUUUACAAAUUUUCUCCCUCACGUGAACUUCGAUGGGACAUAAUCCGUAAGAGAUAAUCGUGCUUUGACUUUCUUUCUUUCUCUGGCAUCGUAGAAGUUAAACUUGAGUUGUGAUCGAAUGAACACAUACAGUUCGUUCGAAUUUAGAUUACCUGUUCGAUGCCAUAUGUUGACCAUAUUUCUUGUUCUAAUAAUUAUUCUUGUAAGAACUUUGUUCGGAUGUUUUCCACAUGAAGUGUAACGUAAACCAUUUACUAAGUUUUCAAACGGAAGCAAAAAGAAUUUGAAGUAUGUCUCGUCGAUGAUCAACGGUACGCUUAAAAUACUGAAAAUGGAGUGUUAAUUUUUAGCGUCCGGAGUGAUAUUCCUAAUGAUUGAUUCUUUGUGUUUUCUUCACGGUGGGAUAAAAAUGGCCCGAAGUUUCGUGAACCAAAACAGUGUGGUUCGUUCUGGUAGAUUGGCUUGCUGGAGGCCCGUUUUUUUUUUUUUAAGUAAGAGGGUGAACUUAAAUUAAUUGAAGUGUUGGUGUCGGAACUUAUUUUUAAAAUACACAUUAAUUUCUCUGGUCCCUUUUCGUGAAUUCUGGUGUUAAAUUAUGUUUUCUUGUUAGGCGCUAUUAUUAGUUGCUCAGGAUGUAAUAAGACCACUUGCAGUUGAGUCCAUUUGACACAUUCACUAAUUGUUCCGAAAAAUUAUUAGCAGAAGUAGAGACAGUGGCCAGUUUUCUUAAGAGAUAAGGUUCCUCCAUUUUUACAGUUUUUUGUUUUUUCGUUGAGGUGUAUGACUUUUUAAAUUCUGUGCAGUUUCAGUCUUUCUGCAUGAUUUCCUCCCAAAAUGUUACCAGACUUGCCAACCCCCCAGUAGGCAAAAAUCUUUAGAUUCUGAACCUGGAGCCAGGAAAAGUAGUGAGAUGUCCAAAAUUUCGUAGUGGAAGGACUUUAGGUGGGGAUCAUGGGUAUUUACAGUCUAUCAUCACUUUAGUCUUCAUUGCUGCAGAUAUCCACACAUUUGUUGAGGGGGCAGGGGGGCAUCUUGAAAUGAGAGAUAAAGUUUUAUCUCAAAAGUGAUACUGGGUAUUUGGUGGUAGCAACAAGUGGUGGUAGGCUGAAGAGUGUAAACUUAACAAUGUACCAAGUUGGCAAUUAUUCACUUCUUUACUAAUCAAAUUCGACCACUAGGUGUUUCUUUGGGUUGAGUUUAUUAUCUAACUUCAAAACAUCAAACCCUACAGAUGCUCCAAAAGGUGUUUUUUUUGUAGUGUGACUUUCCAAGAAAGCGUGAGAAAUCAGUGUUGUCAACUCAUAAAAUUAAUGAUGAGAUCAUGAUAUAGGUUGUGAUAAUAUUCUGAGACUGACAGCAAAGUUGAGACUUGGCAAGUCUGCAUUACACUACCUUCCAUUGCCUAAUGGCGCUGUUAGUCUGUUAGAUUAGGGAACUUAUUCUUGUGUGUUAAUAACCCAAUUUUUAAAGAAGGGUAUGAGAGGAACUGAAAUUUUAAAUGGACUCUUCAGUACUGUAUUGGUAUUGAUUUCCUCUAAUAACAAAAAACGAAAAGGCAGGAUAUCCAUUGCUGGUAUAAAACAAAAUGGCAUGUCUUUUUUUGUCUGAUCAGUGGCACAUUGCAUGUUGAAGUACUUUCAGGUCAGAAGCCUCUUUUGCCAUAGACCACAUGGGCUGACUAGUUGAUUUAUUACUCAUUCAAAUGAAUGCUGUACCAAUUGUAAGAUCAAACAUACAGUAUAGUAAUUGAAUUGAGUGGAGUGCAAUUUGGUCUGAAAUCAUACCAUGAUUUCCAAAUCGGAUAAGCGUGUUGCGCAAGUUUGAUUUGAAAUCACAAUAAUGCUUUCAGACCAAAAUUGCACGAUACAAAGUUCAAUUACCACUUUAUUGCAACCAUUUUGAAAUCACAGAAUUCAGUCAGUACCAAUAUUUUUUUUAACUAUAGUAGCAGGUUUGUUAAAAAGCAGAAAAAAAAGGCUUUUACAUCUCAUUUUGUAUUUGAAACAGAAAUGAUGUGAUACAGAGCAAAAAACAAGGUGAUUUAAAACCGAAAUGACAUGUUUUCAGAACAGAUUACAGCAAAAAAUUAAGUGUUGUUUGUGAAUAAAUCACACUGCUGAGAGCGAAUCAGAUUGCAGGGAUCACCAGUGAUUUUCAAAGUGGAUGUAAUAAUGUCCGUUCAUCUUAAGGUUUUCAUUUAAGCUUACAUUUUUGUAAUUUUAUUUCAGGAAAGUAUGGGUAAAUCAGAUGACAUAAUUGCCUUUGAAGCUCUGACCAAUCACACUCGCUGUAAUGACAGCUUUGUUCUGGAUUUAUUCCAAGCACAGUAUCGCUCCUCACUCAAAUGCCCCAGGUGCAACCAACAGUCAACCACAUUUGAUCCAUUCUUGUGCCUCUCAUUACCCAUUCCUCAGAGAGAAACUCGACCCAUCAUUGUCACGACAGUCUUCGUACAUUCAACUAGAGUACCGAUGCGCAUUGGAGUUAGCGUACCUUUAAAUGGAACUAUCGCUGAUUUGCGAAAUGUUGUGUCCGACAUGACAGGAAUCAAAGAGGAAUCUUUGAUUCUCACAGAACUCUACUAUGAUGGUUUUCAUAGAACAUUUCAUGAUAAGCAGUCAUUGAGUGUUGUUCAUGAUGGGGACAAUAUUUAUGCCUUUGAAUCACCCAGUCAGCUUUUUCCUGAAAUGGACACUGGAGAGGCACAAAGCCCUGUGAUGUCGGCAGACAACGAUGGUCCCAUUCAAGACACCAUUGUGAUUCUUGUAUCAAACUGUGAGGGACCUAGUAAAACUACAUCAAGUAAAAGGUAAAAUUCCUGCCAUAAAAUGUUUUUAAGGUAGAGGAUUCAAAAGUUAGUACCGGUAGUAAGCAUAUUGGCAGCUUACCUGUUUAUCAGAAUAAUUUGCCUUUGCGUUAACAAACAUGUGGCCAGUCACAGAAAUUCAGCAUUUAAUUGAAAAUGGAGAUGCUUUUAUCAGUGGAAAUCCACCUUGACUGGGAUAAUGUUGAUGUUAACAGUUACUGUAGUCAAACCCAUAUCAAGUAUUCACCCUACAGGAAAUGACCAACUGACUGCUUACCACAGCUGAGUUGACCAUUCAAUAGAGGUGAAUUAACAGCAAUGUUUCUGUCAUUGUCAUGGAAGCAGAAGUAAGAGACCAAUUUUGAAGGGAUUUUGCUUCUGCCUUAUUUUCCACGUGACUUAAAGGACAAUGACAAUAAAAACAAGUCAGUCACCACUUAUUAGAUCUAGGGUGACUAAGAUUUCAAAGUGCUAGAUGUAUGAAAUUAGUAGGCAGAGUAUUGAACAGCUAGGAAUUUCUUUUGGUUUUAUUUUCCUUUUCUUUCCUAUGAAAGUAGCCAUGGAUAAAAUAUGCUCAUAGCAGCUGGGAGAAAUCCCCUGCACCCAGCCCUGAGGGAUAGCCUUGGUAAGUGCUAAGCUCUGCAUACAGGAUACCCACAAUUAAGAGAUGAGCAUCCAUGAUACAAUCUAGCCUGAAUUGCAGAUGUAACCUAACCCUGACUGGUGACCUUUGGGAAGCAGUCCCAAGAUCUUUGUUCUAAGCCCCCUAAUAGACUAUUGUAUUUAACCGGAAGUACAUUUUGAAUUUCCCUAAAACCUGACUGGGCAAUUGAACAAUGGCUUUUUUAACAGGCCAAUCAUUGCGUGUACUCAAAUCCUGAUACACAGCUGAGGGGCCAGAACGGGAGUUUUCGUGCUAGCUGACUCGUAGACUUAACCAAGAUACUAUCUGCAUCACAAGUUAUAUUUUUUCUUAUUCUUUUUUUUUUUCAGAUUUGGUCUUCCAUUCAUUGUAAGAGUUCUUAGAGAACUUAGUUAUGAGAAUCUUCAAGCAGCAAUCUUGAAAGCCAUGUCGAGGAUUCUUUUAGACAACGUAUCAUCACAGGUAAGGGUCAUUCAGUUAUUAAGAGGAAAAUUUCGUUGGUCAAAGAAAAGUGCAGUUGCAUGUCCAUUAAAGAAAUUACCAAAUGAGUUACAGAAAAGCUUAAAUUUUUGCUCAGAACAGUGAAAAUUCAAGGCAACUUGACUCAUAUUUUACUGAAUAUUAAUUGAGUCGCCUGUCAAUAAGUAAUAACCCGUUGUACAAUGACUUCAGAGUUCACCAUUUUUUGUAGUUUGACAGUUAAUAUUCGUUAUUACCUGAACGAUUUUUUUAAAUCUUAUUUCAGACAAUGCAGAAGCAAGGCUUGAUUUUCCGACUGCGUGUUGUGAAUGGUUUGCCAGGAAAGAGUGCACUUUCCCCAGAGGUAGACCACCCCCUUUACCAGGCGACUGUUGACAAGUAAGUCUUGAGAUAUACAGCUGUAUAAUCCUUAACCCAGUCCCUAAUGAAAGUAAACAGACUCUGACGCAAGUUUACUGUACAGAAUUGCUGGACAGAGCUGUUUGAAAGAUGAUGAGUACUGGUCAGCUGCCAAGAUAAUAUUCAUAUGCUUUUUUGAUUUGCAGUUUAUUACCCAUUAUUACCAAAUUAAGUCGUCCACUCACAGUUUUGAGGAAACUGUUUAAAGGCUGUGUAGAUGAAAAACAAAAGUCAAACAGCAACCAUGAGCCAAAAUGUCAAGAUUUGUAGUCACUUACAGAAAGUGGCUGCUUACGACAAGAGAUUUCUAUGACAAGUGCUAUUGUCAGGUGCCAGGGUGCUUACCAUUUACACAAACCUCCUGGGUGGAAAUCUUGUGCAUAAACAUAAAACUAAAAUAUUUGACGUGGUGGGAGAGCAAUCCACUACAAAGUAUAUCCAAAUUGGCUGAACAGACUAAAAUGAGGAGAAAAAUUGAUCGCUUCAAAUUACAGCCCAUAUUUUCUAAAGCUUCCCAAACAGAACAAAGUAAACCACUUGAUUUUCCAACCAGAAUUUCCAGUUUUUCCAUGUAAAUGGUAAGUACCCGGCCUGGUUUGGGAGAACUUAUUUUGGUGCGUAGGUGCUGGCGUAUACAGGACGACAUCCCGCUUUGAAGUUCUAAAUUGACUACAGAGUUUAUAAAAAACAGUCUAGACUGAUGUAGAAAAGAUUUUCAUUUUUGUGACUAAACUUUGUUCCUACAGAGCACUCAUGGCUUGUGGGCCAGGCAGUGGUCCUCAACAUAUCAAAGUGAUUGCUGAAUGGGAACAAGACACAAGAGUCAGGUAAAUCUAAAUAACCACCAAUACAAGGUGAAUACGUUGAAUUUCAAUUCACUUGGUUGAAAGACCAGUGUUGCCAUGGUCAUUUCAAGGGCAUUUUCUGUCAAAUCCUGAUUAGCCACAGGCUUUCUUUUAGCAACUGCAUAAGUUGCCUCUUGACAGGGAUGAUCUUCUUAAUUCCACGGUUUCAAUAUAUAAAUUUCAUAUAUUCAUCAACAACUCUAUAGUGCAUAAACUUGCAAAUCACAGUAAAAACAUUAAUGGUUAUAUUUUGGGUUGAAAGUAAUCUUUCAAACUUCCCUUAUAGAUUUGUUAGGUCCAGUGUCUUUCAAGAAAGGCCUGAAGAGCACUGCAGUGUGCGUGAGAUGGAAUCAUUUCAUAACAGCUCACACCAUGCUGAAUUAGAGGACUGCUUCAGGUUGUACACCAAAGAUGAAAAGGUAACAAGAACAAAUUAAUAAUUAAUAUAGUAACCAUCAUGACAAAAUACUAAUCUGAGACCCUUAGCCGGCCUGGGUGUUACUUCCUGUAAUGGCCUGUACAGGAAGGCUCAGCUCAGCUUUUUCUCACGUAAUCAUCUCUCAAGGGUAUUUACAGAACUUUACUGACCUUUUGCUCUGAAUUUUCAACUUUUUCAGCUUGGCUCUGAAGAUGCUUGGCUUUGUCCAAGAUGCAAAAAACUCCAGCAAGGAACAGUGAAGAAACUGAGCCUAUGGACUCUGCCAGAGGUGCUGGUAGUUCAUCUAAAGAGAUUCAGGCAGGUCAGUAUUAUAGUAGUAUAGUAUUUUUUUUUGUUACACAACAUCAGCUUCUCUUUUAUUAUUUUAUUUCUCUUAAGAAAAUUACACAGUGUUUUAAAAGUGGUCAGAGAUGUUUUUAACUCCCAUCAGUCAAAAUGAGCCAACAGCUGGCAAUUUUGCUGCUUUCGGUGGAAGAUUUUGUUGCCACGUGCUCAACAUGAGGCCUUUGCCACCUGCUACUCUGAUUGUCAAGCGCAGUAUUGUAAAUCAUUUGCCCCAUAUCUUUUAUUACCAUAAAAAGAAGGGGGGUAGGAAUAUUGUUUUCAAAGCAGCUUUCAGAUUGGAGACAAGGAAUUUUUAGCAAAAGAAAUAGUAAUAUGAAGAAUUUUUUCACAGAUUACAUUAUAGACUUACUUUGCAAAAGAAAGAGCGAAGAAAGAGGUUCAGGCACUAGUUCUGUCAGUUUAGGACUGAUCCAGUAUGUCAGAACUCCUCUCUCCACCACCAAAACAUGUAAAAAAGAAAAAUGUGACAGUUAGAUGAGUGUGCUAGUCAGGAAUGACAACUGCAGUGUACUUAUUAACACUUGCCAUUUCCCUAUGCAGACAUCAGCAGGUCGCACCAAGCUCCACACUUUGGUAGACUUCCCACUGACUAACUUGGAUAUGAAGACACAUUUAGAACCCCGCAUCAAAAGAUCAUCACCAGAGACACACUCCUUAGGGUGGGGUACAUGGAGGCGUCAUCGCGUCCCUUCUGUAAUCGGAUCAGAUGAAGAACACCUUUAUGACUUGUAUGCUGUAUGUAACCAUACUGGUGGAAUGUCUGGUGGUCAUUACACAGCGUACUGUAAGAAUCCUGUUGAUGGCACAUGGUUCUUGUUUGAUGACAUGCGUGUCGAGAAGAUAAAUGAAAAUCAGAUUAUCACCAAGGCUGCUUAUCUUUUGUUUUAUGCCCGACGUAAUGUUGGCUCCUCAUCAGCUUCGGAAUCUUCUUCAGGUUCCGAUCAUUGGACAAGGAGGAUGCCGCAAUUUUCAUUUGAAUCUGUGUUAAGAUCACGUGAUGAACUUGCUUCUAAUAAAGAAAAUGCAAAUGGUAAGGCUUGUUUUUUCCCAUAA